Messenger RNA from Dunckerocampus dactyliophorus (ringed pipefish), 621 nucleotides. It is a transcript of the gene dmac2, whose product is annotated as distal membrane arm assembly component 2. The record is from RefSeq and is a predicted model, not a curated record. Lineage: Eukaryota; Metazoa; Chordata; Actinopteri; Syngnathiformes; Syngnathidae. The transcript is spliced from 5 exons. Gene Ontology annotation, molecular function: protein binding. Bases 1 to 621 code for a protein of 206 amino acids.
AUGCUCCUCUUCCUCGCCCGGCGUUUCUAUGACGUCGAGAUGCUCCUCAGCUUGAAGUCUCGGCUAAAGAGGAGAGGACUACAGAAGAAGAAUGCUUACUACAGCUACACUGAGAGCCGUUAUGGGGCUGACACUGCAGCGGCAUACUAUGUCUUGAAUUUAAAGGGAGGAUUUCGUUUUGUUGGCCAGUUGGACUGGUUCCGUGCAGACCACAGGGGCAAAUUCAAUUGGGACUUCUUGAACUAUAAAGACACACCCCUUGAGGAAGUGGACAUGAGCUAUACAGUCAUCAACUACACUGGACUGACCAAUUUGGAGGGGCAGCGAUCUUUGCAGACUCUGUCCUUAAGAGGAUGUCCUGAAGUGGACGACUGGUUCUUGGCCAGGCUCCAUGUAUUCCAAAACUCUCUAAAGGAGCUGGACAUCUCUCAUUGCCCGCGCAUCACCACUGGCGGGCUGGCUGCUCUGAGGAACCUCAAGGGCCUGCGCCGUUUGGACGUGUCAUCCCUCCAAGGGAUUUCAUCUCCUGGGUUGGUGGUCAUCCUGCUUGAAGAAAUGCUACCACAGUGUGAGGUCGUUGCUAAUGGCUACAGCUUCAGCUUAGAGGCAGGGAGUCAGUGA